Molecule: messenger RNA, 1721 nt
Organism: Aspergillus costaricaensis CBS 115574
Lineage: Eukaryota; Fungi; Ascomycota; Eurotiomycetes; Eurotiales; Aspergillaceae
Product: cleavage polyadenylation factor subunit CLP1
Exons: 3
Coding region: 21-1703 (560 amino acids)
Biological process (GO): tRNA splicing, via endonucleolytic cleavage and ligation
Cellular component (GO): mRNA cleavage factor complex; nucleus
Molecular function (GO): polynucleotide 5'-hydroxyl-kinase activity
Source: RefSeq, a predicted model, not a curated record
CCAAUUAUCCAGGCGAUGCCAUGUCGCUCCCCGGUCUCGAUCUAACACAACCCUCGGCGGACCGCGAGUUCGCCCCGGCCCCGCCCUCUCAGAUCAGCCUCUCCAAGGGCUCCGAGUGGCGGUUCGAAGUUGCCUUUGGCACGACCGUCCGCGUAAAGCUCUUAGCCGGAACCGCCGAACUCUUCGGUACCGAACUAGCCCCCUCCCAAACCUACACCUUCUCCGGCACCAAAGCAGCAAUCUACACCUGGCAUGGAUGCACGUUAGAAGUCAGCGCCGGAGAGGUCAUCACCGGCCUGGACAGCCUCGCUCCGGGAGGAACGAAUGGAACAGCGACGCGCGGACUCGGCGCGGGCGGCUGCCAGAGCGAGUACGUGGCGGAGGAAACACCGAUGAUUGAAUAUGCGAACGUGCAUUUUGCGCUGGAGACACUACGACAGGAGGCCAAGGCGACGGGGAAGGAUGGCCCGCGGGUGCUGAUUCUCGGACCUGAAGACGCGGGCAAGACGAGUCUUUCGAAGAUCUUGACGGCGUAUGCGACUAAGGUGGGCCGGCAGCCGCUGGUGGUUAAUUUGGAUCCUACGGAGGGAAUGUUGAGUGUUCCGGGGACGUUGACGGCUACGGCGUUCCGCACGAUGAUUGAUGUCGAGGAAGGCUGGGGAAGUAGUCCCAUGUCCGGGCCGAGUGCGGUGCCGGUGAAAUUGCCUUUGGUGUACUUCUAUCCGAUGCAGAAUCCGUUGGAGGCCGAUGGGUCUGUGUAUAAGUCUAUCGUGUCGAGGUUGGCGCUGUCGGUGACGGGGAGGAUGGCCGAGGAUGAGGAUGCUAGGGAGACGGGCAUUAUUGUGGAUACGCCGGGGAUUUUGAGUCAGAGUAAAGCUGGGAAUGUCGAGAUGAUUAAUCAUAUUGUGACGGAGUUUGCGAUUACGACGAUUCUGGUUAUCGGCUCCGAGCGACUGUACAGCAUCAUGAUGAAGAACUUUGAUAACAAACCUACGGCCAGUGCGUCUGCAGCGGCGUCGGAUGAGCGUAUUUCGGUGAUCAAGCUGUCCAAGUCCGGGGGUUGUGUUGAUCGUGAUGCGGCGUUCAUGAAGGCUGUCAGCGAGUCGCAGAUCCGGACAUACUUCUUCGGCAACCCAAUCCCUUCAACGGCAUCGGCGGCGCUGUCACUGUCUGCGUCGUCGUCGUCGACAAAUGUUACGUUGUCGCCGCAUGCGCAGCAGCUGGACUUUGGUGCUUUAGCGGUCUACAACUACACCAUUGCCUCAGCAGAGGAGGACGAAGAUGAGUACGACCCGUCGCAGCUGGGUACCGGCGAUGCCUUCCUCCCCGGUGGGAGCAACGACGUGGACCUGGGACAGACUCCGCAGGAAGAGACCCCGGUAGCACCGACGCUGCCUGGGAUUGCCGGACCGGUGAAGGAGACGGUGACGCCGGCUGGGUCGUCCAACGUGCCACUGAAGAAGGUGCUACCUCCUGCGCCGACAGCGCUGGCUAAUUCGCUGCUGGCCAUCACACAUGCAAGCUCGACGGCCAGCCCGGCGGAUGUGCGCGAUGCCAGCAUCAUGGGCUUCCUGUACGUAGCGGACGUGGACGCGGAGAAGGGCAAGAUCCGAGUGCUGGCGCCGGUUGGAGGUCGCGUGCCACCGCGGGCGAUUGUAUGGGGGAAGAAAUGGCCUGGAGAGGUGGUGGGCUUAGUGGGAUAAUACCUAGUUACAUAGCAG